GGAGGUGCUGUCACCAACACAGACAAUAAGAUGCAGAUGUCACACAGAUCUGUGCAGUGGAUCGCUGUCAUGCUUCUCGUUCUCUUCACAUCUGGCCAGUGCCAACAGGAGAGCCGCCGAGCUGUGACUGAACACCAGCUCAUGCACAACCGUGGACAAAGCAUCCAGAGUCUCAAGAGACUCAUCUGGCUGUCCAGUGCCAUUGAGGGUCUCCACACCGCCCAGACCCGCUCCGCUGCUUUCAACCCCACUAAGAUCCUGAACUUGGAUCUGAAUCCAGCGCUAGUCCCUGCUGCUCGGACCCCUCAACCUGCACGGGUGCAGAACCUCCUCAGAGACUUCUUUAAUCCCUAUCUGACUCAACUGACAGACAGAGAACCCUAACAUUGACGCAGAGAAAUUGUAUCUGCUGAAAAAUAUUCAGCUAUAGACAUAUCCAAAGUUCUCAAAAAACUCUCUCAGUUUUUGUGUCAGA
This is a messenger RNA of Solea solea (common sole), 475 nucleotides long. RefSeq names its product parathyroid hormone 4 (gene pth4). The transcript is spliced from 3 exons. The coding region runs from base 31 to 384 and encodes 117 amino acids. NCBI's taxonomy places the organism in Eukaryota, Metazoa, Chordata, Actinopteri, Pleuronectiformes, Soleidae. The record is from RefSeq and is a predicted model, not a curated record. Gene Ontology annotation, biological process: osteoblast development; regulation of chondrocyte differentiation; bone mineralization. Gene Ontology annotation, cellular component: extracellular region. Gene Ontology annotation, molecular function: peptide hormone receptor binding; hormone activity.